CUGGACACUGAGCUAUCGUUAAUGUUAUUGGUAACACCUGUGCUUCUUCUGCUAUGACACAUUUUAUGCCAAAGUUUCUGCUGUGAAAAGGCCAAAUGGGUAUUAAAUAGCUUUUUAAUUCAUGUCCAGGUUCCUUGUAGUGCUAACCUGCUCUGACUCCACUGCAGAUGUCCAAAGUAAAGGCUGCACCCCCACCCGGGUGGACUCUGAACAUCAGCGAUCCUCAGGUCCAGGAGGCUGCCAUAAGAAUCCAAGCCUCGUAUCCCGGCCACAGGUUGCGUAAAGAGCUGCGGGAGAAAGGCCCUCCCAAGAUCCUGCAGGAGCUCAAAGAUGUGGUUCUUGUUGAGGGCAGUGCUGCAAAGCUGGAGUGCAGAGUUAACACUUUCCCAGAUCCUUUCAUCAUCUGGUGCAAGGAUGGCAAAGAGCUGAAAGAUGGUCCCAAGUACCGCUAUGUUUUUGAAGACCCGGAUUUUGUGGCGCUUGUGAUACGAGCUGGGGUUCUGGCUGAUCUGGGAAAAUGCACUGUUUCUAAAAAUCCAUUUGGACAGACAUAUGGAUCUGCCUGUAUUCUAGUGGAAUAGACUCCUUUGCAUCAUGCUUUCCAAGUCCCUGCAAAGGUUUCUGAAGGCCCAGACAACACGAAGGCCAAGAGAGGGACUACAGUGGAGCUCAAGGCUGAAAUAAGUGGGGAGCCUCCUCCAGAUGUUGCCUGGCUCAAAGAUGGAGAUGACAUUGAAGAAGACGACAGGGUCUUCUUCGAGAUUGGAGACACCAACAUAAUCUUGACAAUCAAAAAUGCAAAGAUGUCUGAUGCUGGCAAGUAUGAGGUGUUUGUGCAGAACAUCCUGGGAACAGACCAGUCCUUCGCUUCGCGUCGACAUCCUCUGAUGCAACCUCUCAGCUACACCAAUGCUAAUGUAAUGAGCUCUUAUAGUGCAACCCACGAUACUGUAUUGAUGCACCAAGAUGUACUGUAUAUGCAAUCAUACCCAUGAUAUAAAAAGUAAAUACUUUGAGUGUUUUUUAAUUAUCCACAUGACAGGAUAAAGCGUUUGUAUAGCAAGAGUAUUUAAAAGUGCAAAAUUUGUUUCAGAUAGAAAUGGGGGGAAGAGUAGAGAUUCAUAAAGAAAAACACAACAUUUUAUUAUGAUAAUAUAUACAGCACCUAUUAACCAUCUUGACAUUUAAGAUAAGAGGGUUACAUGUGAGUGAUGUGUUUAAGAUAGCAUCCAUAGUGUUGUUUUUAUGGGCUGAGUAAACCACAGCUGUAAGAAGCUGAGACACAAGUCAAGCAAAAAUGCCCCAAAACAUAUUUCUCUUUAAGCCUUAAAAUCUUCUUAAUGGAAUAAUUAUCAACACUCAUUAGAAUACAAACAAUUAAAAUUCUUGUGGAUAACAAAUUAUUUUGUAUUUUGCCAGCAGCAUCUAGCUCUGAUUACAGCUGCUAGUUAUAAUACAUGAGGUUUUACACUCAGCUGUGUUUGUGGUGAUUGUUUGAGAUUUAGCAGAAUAGUUACGGAGGUUACACACAGUGGACCAGUUUACCUAUACACGUACCUCCA
Messenger RNA from Cottoperca gobio, 1562 nucleotides. RefSeq names its product CAVP-target protein-like. NCBI's taxonomy places the organism in Eukaryota, Metazoa, Chordata, Actinopteri, Perciformes, Bovichtidae. The record is from RefSeq and is a predicted model, not a curated record.